CGCCGCCAUUCACAAUCGAACUUGAAGUAGUACAGCUGACGACAACGUUGUUGAGGCAGACCAACGUGUUUUUAUUUUGGUUUUCCUGUCAGUGAGUCCUUUAUCGGUCGCACCGUGUAUGAAGUCGUAGGAAGCCAGGAACUAUGUCCUCCCGAGUGAUCAGGAAGCUUCACGGUGACAAAGACAUCGGCCUGGGCAUUCCUGGUGCCUCUUUGGACAGGGAUGGCGACUGCGACAGCGAUGGCUGUGCGGACAGUCCCGUCACAUUUACUGGAGCAACAAAGAAGAAGGCCCACGUCAACCCAUUCGAUUUGUUAAAUGAUCAAUCCAACUCCCCAUCAGAAUCUGAUGGACAAGAUGAAGAAAAUCAUGAAACGGAAGCAUCAAUCGCACAGGCAGGUCAUAAAGCACAAGAAAGUGGAAAGAAAAAGAAAAAAAAGAAGAAGAAGAAGUCAAUGAAGCAGCAGCAGAAUGCAAGAAGUAGUGAAGACAAUGUGGAGGAUGAUGAAGUAGAACGAUCUGUUAGGGAAGUCAAUAGACUCCUUGGCGAGGCCGCUCCAGCCCCCUCUUCACACUAUGAUAUUUAUUCAUCGGGCAACCACAAAUGUUCACUUGGUGUAGAGCAUAAACAUCUAAAUCCAAGUAAUGAGCUUAAGCGUAUAUUUGGAUCCAAAAUCAUUCAAGCUGAAACCAGGAAGAAACGAAACCAAAGAGUUCGCACUCUGAAACCUACUUGGCUAGUGACUGCUAAAGAAAACUGGCAACAAAUUGGAAAGCAAGGUUUAUCAAUGAAGUUAUUGGAAACCAAGGAUGGUAUCUCAUACUUUACCCUUGAUCACAGCACUCUAUACAUGACUGUUGAAAUGAAAUUUUUAGAUGCUGUAGAAAGUUUGCGGCCUGAUAACAUUGUGGCUGUUAUCAAUAUGUAUCCAUACCAUGUGAACUCUUUGUUACAACUAUCUGACAUUUGUCGUCUCAGUGAGGAUCUUGCCAUGGCUGCAGAGUUGGUUGAGAAAGCACUAUUUGCUCUUGAAUGUGCCUUUCACCCUUCAUUUAAUGUUGCAUUAGGCACUUGUCGUCUUGAUUACAAGAGGCAGCAAAACAGGUCCUUGUAUGUUGCCUUAUUUAAGCAUAUCUUAUUUGUUGGUGGACGUGCUUGUUAUCGGACUGCCCUGGAAUUCUGUAAAUUACUUCUUGCUCUUGACCCAGAAGAAGAUCCUUUAGCAAUAGUUCUUGCAAUUGACUUCUAUGCCUUGAGAGCCAGGGAGUAUCAAUGGCUUAUUGACUUUUAUGAAGAAUGGGAGCCAAAAAGAAAUCUGUCCCAGCUUCCUAAUUUUGCCUUCUCUGUAGCAUUUGCUCACUUUCAAUUGUCUCUAGCCCAAAAUGGGUCUGGUGAUACAUCACUUGCUGACAAAAUGCUGCAGGAAGCUCUAAUUAUGUUUCCUGGAGUACUUCAACAGCUUCUGGACAAAUGCUCUGUUGUUGUGGAUUCUAAGAUGUCUUCACAUUCUUUCUUCACUGUGGAUGCAGAUAAAAACCAAAGUCAAUCCUUAGGACAACUCAUUCAACUCUAUGUAAUUCAAAGCUAUCAUGUCUGGAAAGAACCGGAGCUGUUGCCUUGGCUCCAAAAGAAUGCCCAUGCUGUUCUUGACAGAGUUAGUGCCAAUGACCCAAAGAUUGCUGAAGCUGAAAGAAAAAGAGCCAUUCGCUAUGUUGGAACACCUCCGAGAAAUAUUUUGAGAUACAUAUUUUUAUGUGAUAGAAAGGAUCUGACACCCCAGGGCCUACCUGCAAACCAACUAGGACCCAUAAUGUCUCUGGAUCCUUUGCCUCCAUUAGACUCUGUUGAUCUGUACACUCGUCCACAACGUUCUCGCUUAGCUGUUGAGACAAAUGUGUUUACAAAUUUCUUCCGGUCCUUGCUACCACACUUCAAUUUGGAUGAAGCGGAAGCCCUAGUAAAUGAGAACCCGGAAGAGGGUCCAGAGGAUGGUGGUAUGCUUAAUGACAUCACCCUCAGAGUUGGCACAUUGAUGGAAAGUGUAAGAGACCUUAUGGCUAGUAUAACUCAUGGUUCUGAUGAUGCAAAUGAAUCAGAAGGUGAUGAAACUGAUACAGCUUGAUUUGAAAUUAUUAUAAUGACUCAAUAAUAAAUGAAAUCUUAGCCAUUUGGCUAUCAAAUGUCAGCCAGGUGAUAGGUGUUAAUCAAUUACAGUUAUCAUAUCAUAUUCUGUGUGUAAAUUUUAUUUAGUCAGUUUGGUUGUGUAACAUUUCAAUUCAACAAAAUCUUUGAUAAUCUGUUACCCUUUAUUUUAUCUUUUUCUUUCUUUCUUUCCUUCUUUCUUUUCUUUGAAAAAUUUGGGGUUUAUUUUGGGUUCUUACAAUGUUGAUGAAUAAAUAAGAUGAUGCAGGAUUGCUGUUGCUACUUGUCAGUGUGUGACUUGAGCUUAUUUUUCAUGAAAAUGUGAAGCGAUAUUGCGAACCAUAAGUAUUGUUUAAUUUAUGUAGUACCGCUUGUUUGAUCUCUUAAAUGAAUUUGGCGGCGGGAGCGGUGGCUGAAGAACACUUCACUGAUAAUGUAUUCAGUCUGUUCUAUGUAUUCAAUCAACCCUGAUAAAUUUUUUGUUACUAAUCAUGUUUUUUUUUCUUUAAAAAAUCCAUUUAAGUUUUACUGGUUGACCUGUCACAUUAACCCUGACUUGGAACAUCUUUUAUACAUUUAUGAAAGCAUAAAUGAAAUACCACUGUAUGUCCUUGUAUGAGCGCAAGAGCGCGAGAACGAUGCCCAUGAAAGGAGCAGUGCUACUGUACAAGACUGUGAAGUUAUUUUGUUUUUUGUUGCUUAUUAUUAUUAUGAUUAUUGUUUUGUUGGAAAUUUCUUUACCUCCUCACUGAAAAUAAAAGACCUCCUGAUAUUUAUGUGUUGAA
This is a messenger RNA of Thrips palmi, 2928 nucleotides long. It is a transcript of the gene Nulp1, whose product is annotated as transcription factor 25. Bases 144 to 2123 code for a protein of 659 amino acids. The record is from RefSeq and is a predicted model, not a curated record. The transcript is spliced from 11 exons. NCBI's taxonomy places the organism in Eukaryota, Metazoa, Arthropoda, Insecta, Thysanoptera, Thripidae. Gene Ontology annotation, cellular component: RQC complex.